AUGUCAGGGCGCCAAGGUGGAAAAGCUAAGCCUUUGAAGGCUCCAAAGAAAAAGCAACACGAAGAUGAUGAAGAAGAUGCCGCUUUCAAAGCCAAGCAAAAGGCUGAUGCUGCUGCUAAGAAGGCGAUGGCCGAAAAAGCCAAAAAAGGAGGUCCAAUGGUUGGUGGUGGAAUCAAAAAGAGUGGGAAAAACCCCAUUUCUGAUACUUGGGUUCUCGAAACUCGAUGUGCCGGUGACUGGACCCGUUAA
This is a messenger RNA of Lodderomyces theae, 249 nucleotides long. RefSeq lists its product as uncharacterized. The record is from RefSeq and is a predicted model, not a curated record. Bases 1 to 249 code for a protein of 82 amino acids. Lineage: Eukaryota; Fungi; Ascomycota; Pichiomycetes; Serinales; Debaryomycetaceae. The transcript is spliced from 2 exons.